This is a messenger RNA of Erigeron canadensis, 4507 nucleotides long. RefSeq names its product myosin-1. Gene Ontology annotation, biological process: vesicle transport along actin filament; actin filament organization. Gene Ontology annotation, molecular function: ATP binding; actin filament binding; microfilament motor activity. Gene Ontology annotation, cellular component: myosin complex; vesicle; cytoplasm. Lineage: Eukaryota; Viridiplantae; Streptophyta; Magnoliopsida; Asterales; Asteraceae. The transcript has 22 exons. The coding region runs from base 793 to 4293 and encodes 1166 amino acids. The record is from RefSeq and is a predicted model, not a curated record.
UGGGAGAAAAAGUGAGAUAGAAGAAAAAGGAAAGCAGGCGACAAUUGUCUCUCUCUCUCUCAUGUGAUGUUUGGACCAAGUCCUUCUUUUUCAUUUUUAAUUUAAUUUAAUUAGGGUUUUAGCUUUCCUAAUUUUCCCUCUCUCUCAUUUCUCCCCUAAAUUAUUAUAGAUAGAUACACUACACUAUAUCUAUAUAUAUAUAUCUAAAGCACAGUUUGAAGAUGAAAUGAGAUAGCUUUAUGAAUCACACUUCGAAGAUCUGUCUUCUAUUGUAGUGAAAUUUUGAAACUUGAAAUGAGUUGAUACUUUUGGUCAAAUUUGGGUCAAAGUUGGCUGCUUUAAGGUGAAUUUGAAAUUUCAAAGUGAAGAUCUGUGGUUUAUUGAAGUGGAUUUGGUCAAAUUUGGGGAAAAGUAAAGGGAAGUGUUUGGAUAGUGAGAGAUUAGGUUAAUUUGGACAAAAUGCAAGAAGUCAUGUGAUGGUUUAUUGCCUUUAAAGUGGAGUAUUAUUGAUACAAGUGUGUCUAGUGUAACUUUUUUGAUAUUUGAUGUUGAGAUAGUGUGGAAAUUGAUCAAAUAACAAAAGGAAGAAGGAUAAUAAAAGUGACUAGUGUUUGUUUUUCGGGUCCCCGGCAUUUAUAAGUUGUAGUCGGUAGUAGGGACCUUAUAUCGAAAAUGAUUGAUACUUUUUCGGGUAGAUGAUUGUUAUCACCUUUUUGUGAUUAUAGUUAUUUAGUAACCAAACCAAACUAGUUGCUUACUUGUUUUUUAGUUGGUUAGGAAGGGAUAUUAAUAAUGGCAAGUGAUGGAGCGGGUCGUUUCAAGUCAAUUAAAUCGUUGCCAGGAGAUUAUAGGUUUUCGGGGUUGGGUGAGAAAGUAAAGUUGAAAGGGAGUGAUAAUAAUAAUAAUAAUAGUAGUAGUAGUCUGAUGUCUGUAACUAUACCAGAGAAUGGUGGUGGGAAUAUUGAUCGGGUUGUUGAUGAUGAUUCGCCGUAUGGUCAGAGAUCGAGUUUUGCAAUGAAUGAGGAUAGAGUUUUGGAUGAUGAUGACGGCGAUGAUGUUAAUCCAUCGGUUUCUCCUCAAGGAUCUGUUUUGCCUUCAUGGGGUAACAAGAAAUGGGGUGAUACUGCUUCGUAUGUUGCUAAGAAGAAGCUUCAGUCGUGGUUCCAAUCAUCUGAUGGGAAUUGGGAGCUGGCGAAGAUUCUGUCUAUUACAGGCACAGAGUCACUCAUCUCAUUUUCUGAAGGAAAAGUAUUAAAGGUGAACUCGGAUAGCCUGUUACCUGCAAAUCCAGAAAUCCUUGAUGGUGUGGAUGAUCUCAUGCAACUAAGUUAUUUAAACGAACCAUCAGUCUUGUACAAUCUUCAAUACAGAUAUGAUAGAGACAUGAUCUAUUCAAAAGCAGGGCCAGUUUUAGUUGCCGUCAAUCCCUUUAAGAAAAUUCCGUUGUAUGGGAGUGAUUAUAUCGAAGCGUAUAAGAAUAAAUCCACAGAUAAUCCUCAUGUAUAUGCUAUUGCUGAUACAGCUAUCAGGGAAAUGAUUAGAGAUGAAGUGAACCAGUCUAUUGUUAUAAGUGGUGAAAGUGGAGCCGGGAAAACUGAAACUGCAAAGAUAGCAAUGCAAUAUUUGGCUGCUCUUGGAGGUGGUAGUGGAAUAGAAUAUGAGAUACUGAAAACUAAUCCAAUUUUGGAGGCAUUUGGUAACGCGAAAACAUCUAGAAACAACAACUCAAGUCGCUUUGGAAAGUUGAUUGAAAUUCAUUUCAGUGAAACUGGAAAAAUAUCAGGAGCCAAUAUUCAAACAUUUUUGCUUGAAAAGUCAAGAGUUGUUCAAUGCACAGAGGGAGAAAGGUCAUAUCAUUCAUUUUAUCAGCUUUGUGCAGGAGCUCCACCUGCUCUUAGAGAGAAAUUAAACUUGAAGAGUGUGCACGAGUACAAAUAUUUGCAGCAAAGCACUUGCUAUUCAAUUAACGGCGUAGACGAUGCUGAACAGUUUCGCAUUGUAGUGGAAGCCCUAGACGCUGUUCAUGUUAGCAAAGAUAAUCAAGAAAAUGCAUUUGCAAUGCUUGCAGCAGUGUUGUGGUUAGGAAAUGUUAGCUUUACGAUUGUCGAUAAUGAAAAUCACGUGGAGCCUGUGAUUGAUGAAGCUCUGCUAAAUGUCUCUAAGUUGAUUGGGUGUGAGGUUGGUGAUCUAAAGCUUGCUUUGUCUACUCGGAAAAUGAAAGUCGGCAAUGAUAACAUAGUUCAAAAGCUAACUCUAGCCCAGGCGAUUGAUACAAGGGAUGCGUUGGCAAAAUCAAUAUAUUCUUCUUUGUUUGAUUGGUUGGUGGAACAAAUCAACAAGUCACUUGCUGUAGGGAAACGUCGUACAGGAAGAUCUAUUAGCAUUCUUGAUAUUUAUGGAUUCGAAUCAUUUGAUGUCAAUAGUUUUGAGCAGUUUUGCAUUAAUUAUGCAAAUGAGCGAUUGCAGCAACACUUCAAUAGGCACUUAUUCAAGUUAGAGCAGGAGGAAUAUAUCCAAGAUGGUAUUGACUGGGCAAAAGUGGAUUUCGAAGACAAUCAAGAUUGUCUCAAUCUCUUUGAAAAGAAACCAUUAGGACUACUGACUCUGUUAGAUGAAGAGUCCACAUUUCCAAAUGGCACAGACAUGACAUUUGCUGCCAAGCUAAAACAGCAUUUAAAGCCUAAUCCGUGUUUUAGAGGAGAGCGAGGCAAAGCAUUUACUGUUCAUCAUUAUGCGGGAGAAGUCAUGUAUGAUACAAGUGGGUUCUUGGAGAAAAAUCGUGAUCUAUUGCAUCUUGAUUCCAUCCAACUUUUAUCUUCAUGCACAUGUGAACUUCCACAGGCAUUUGCGUCAAAUAUGCUUUCUUUAUCAGAAAAGCCUGUUCUCGGACCAUUACAUAAGUCAGGUGGAGCAGAUUCCCAGAAGCUUAGUGUUGUUACCAAGUUUAAGGGACAACUUUUCCAGUUAAUGCAACGUUUGGAGAGCACAACACCACAUUUUAUACGUUGUAUUAAACCUAACAACUCACAAUCUCCUGGAAUCUAUCAUCAAGGACUUAUAUUGCAGCAACUGAGAUGUUGUGGUGUUUUGGAAGUUGUUCGAAUAUCAAGGUCUGGAUUUCCAACAAGAAUGUCCCAUCAGAAAUUUGCAAGAAGGUAUGGUUUUCUUCUGCUAGAGCAUGUUGCAUUGCAAGAUCCAUUGAGUGUGUCAGUUGCCAUUCUUCACCAGUUUGAUAUUCUUCCUGAAAUGUAUCAAAUUGGCUACACAAAAUUGUUCUUCCGAACUGGACAGAUUGGUAAGCUUGAGGAUACAAGGAACCGUACUCUUAAUGGUAUCUUGCGUGUUCAAAGCUGCUUUAGAGGUCACAAAGCUCGUCAAUAUAUGAAGGAGCUUAAACGAGGAAUUUUCAAUCUUCAGUCGUUUGCUCGUGGUGUAAAAACUAGAAAGGAGUUUGCAAUACUACUCCAAAAACACAGAGCGGCUGUGCUUAUACAAAAGCAGAUCAAGUCAAAAAUAAGCAGGAAAAGAUUUGAAAACCUUUAUGGCGCAUCAAUAAUUUUACAAGCUGGUAUUCGUGGCUGGCUGGUUAGGAGAUGCUCAGGGGAUAUUGCGUUACUUCAAUUUGGUUCUGGAAAGGGUAAUGAAUCUGAUGAAGUGCUAGUGAAGUCGUCAUACCUUGCUGAACUACAACGAAGAAUCCUUAAAGCAGAAGCCGGGUUAAGAGAAAAAGAAGAGGAAAACGACAUUCUUCACCAACGUCUUCAACAAUACGAGAGCCGUUGGUCAGAGUAUGAGCUUAAAAUGAAGUCAAUGGAAGAAGUAUGGCAAAAACAAAUGCGUUCGCUGCAAUCAAGCCUUUCCAUAGCAAAAAAGAGCCUCUCACUUGAUGAUUCCGAGAGAAAUUCAGAUGCUUCAAUCAAUAUAACAAAUGACGAAAGUAACCCCAACUGGGAUUCAAAUGGUAGAAGAAAUGGUCUUGAAAACUUGAGACCAAUGAGUGCGGGCUUGAGUGUGAUCAGUCGAUUGGCUGAAGAGUUUGAGCAGAGGAGUCAGGUGUUUGGAGAUGACGCAAAAUUCUUGGUUGAGGUGAAGUCAGGUCAAGCUGAGGCAAACUUGAACCCAGAUCAUGAACUUAGAAGAUUGAAACAAAUGUUUGAAGGGUGGAAGAAAGAUUACACUGCAAGGUUGAGAGAGACGAAGGUAAUUUUGAACAAGCUAGGACACGAAGACGGGGAUGGCGAGAAAGGUAAAAAGAAAUGGUGGGGAAGGCUUAAUAGUUCGAGGGUUAACUGAGUAUAUGGGUUUCUAUACAUGGUAUAUAUAACAAGUCUCUAAGGCUCUUCUUGGUUUGUGGCUCAUAGAUAUCUAUUUUGUCGUGUUUGGGAGGUCGACACUCGCAAACAAGUAGAAUGCUUGCAGAGUGAAUGAGUUGUUUUAGUUCAUUGUGUAUCUAAACAAUACUACGUGCAUCAGUUUAAUCAAAGGAUUUUGAUUUGAUUGGUUUUUA